This is a messenger RNA of Carcharodon carcharias (great white shark), 705 nucleotides long. RefSeq names its product transmembrane p24 trafficking protein 6 (gene tmed6). Lineage: Eukaryota; Metazoa; Chordata; Chondrichthyes; Lamniformes; Lamnidae. The transcript is spliced from 5 exons. Bases 1 to 705 code for a protein of 234 amino acids. Gene Ontology annotation, cellular component: endoplasmic reticulum; COPII-coated ER to Golgi transport vesicle; endoplasmic reticulum-Golgi intermediate compartment. The record is from RefSeq and is a predicted model, not a curated record. Gene Ontology annotation, biological process: Golgi organization; intracellular protein transport; endoplasmic reticulum to Golgi vesicle-mediated transport.
AUGAUCUUGGAUUGGAAGAUGUAUAAUCCAUAUGGGCGGAGUGGAAAAUGUCAAAAAACGGAGUCAAUGAAUGGUUCCACAUUUCGUGCUGCAGAUCAGUAUGAUUUCUCCAUCAUUGUCCCAGGAGGUGGACAGGAAUGUUUCUGGCAUUAUGCAGACAAAGCAGGCUACUUUUACUUCAAUUAUGAGGUGCAGUGGGUGAUGGGAUUACAGAAUGAUCGAGCUAUCACUGCCACAGUUAAUGUACCUACUGGACAAUUGAUAGAUACAUCCAGUGAAGCAAGUGGCCAAAUCAACUUCAAAACCAAUGAAUCAGGUUUUUAUCAACUUUGUUUGAACAACGUUUUGUCACACUUUGGAUCGAAGCAGAUCUUUAUCAGUUUUGGAGUUUACUAUGAUGGUUUUAGUGAGAGAAAAGAAGCAGAAGAUAAAGAAAAACUUCAACUGAAUAACACAAUUUCUGCUAUUCAGGAUACUACUAUCAAAGUGGAAAGCUGUGUCUUCCAUAUGUGGAGAUUUUAUAACUUUGCCAGGAUGCACAAAGGAGCUGAUUACUUCAUUGUACAAGCAAGCAAUAACUAUGUGAAUUGGUGGUCAUUUGCCCAGAGUGCAGUCAUUGUUUCAUCUGGUGUUUUACAGCUUUACUUUCUGAAGCGCCUGUUUGAUGUGAGAGUCACCACUGCAAAUGAAAAAUCCAGAUGUUAG